AUGGCCUCUGUAUCAUUCGGCGAAGCAAACUCAGGGAACCAGGUGGGAAUCAACAACGGCACUAUAAAUCUUCCGGUGCCUUCCCUAGAGCCAUCGGAGCCCCGCCCCGAGCCUUUAUCGACCGUGCCCUUCUCGCAUGAUCCAGACUUUGUCAGUCGAGGUGCACUCCUUGACCAGAUCCACGAAAAAGCCUCGAUCCCAGGCUCUAGGAUAGCUCUUAUCGGUCUCGGUGGUGUUGGGAAAACCCGACUUGCCAUCGAAUACUGCUACCGGGUCCGACAGCAAUCGACUAAUACCUGGGUCUUCUGGGUUCAUGCGAGCAAUGCGGCGCGCUGCGAGGAAAGUCUCCGCAACCUUGCCAACCGUGCCAAGAUUCCCGGGCGCGAAGACCGCAACACUAAUAUAUUUCAACUCUUCGGGAACUGGUUGCAAGACGGAAAGAUUGGGGAGUGGAUUCUUGUCCUGGAUAAUGUCGACGAUGAUGAGCUCCUUCGCAAACCGUUAGCGACCCGUGCGGAGGCAGAAGCAAACGCCCAGUACUCGACGCAGCCACCGCUGAGGUACCUUCUCGAGGGCUCGAACGGCUCUAUUAUCAUCACCAGUCGGAAUAAAAGAGUAGCAUCGGAGAUUGCUGGCCAUGAGAGGAAUCUGGUGGAUGUGCAACCAAUGGAUAUGGCCGAGGCGCUAGCUCUACUGCAGAACAAGCUGGAUUCAGGUACAGAGAGAGCCGACUUGUCUCAGCUAGUGAAGGAACUUGAGUUUAUGCCUCUCGCAAUUAUACAAGCGGCUAGCUAUAUCGCCCACCACUCGCCCCGUUGCUCGGUAUCGCAAUACCUAGAGAAGCUUCGACAGAGUGAUCGUCAAGCUACGAAGCUUCUAAAUCACGAGGGACUUCACACGCACCGAGACUGGGAGGCAAAGAACUCUAUUGUAUUGACAUGGCAAAUAUCCUUCGACCAUAUCCGACGAAUACGGCAGUCUGCGGCUGAUUUACUGUCUCUCAUGAGCUUUUUCGACAGACAGGGGAUCCCAGAGAAUCUUCUACGGAUUCAUGGUGUGGAAAAGAACCAUGAAACUCUAGAUGCUUCUAGGGAAGUUACGGAUAGCUCUAGUGACGAGGAUACGGAUACUUCGUCCGAAUGCGACCUAGAAGACGAUUUUGAGAGCGACAUUACUACUCUCAGAGACUAUUCCUUCAUUGCUAUUAGUGAAGAUAGCAUGGUAUUCACGAUGCAUCGGCUAGUGCAGCUCACAGUACGUAUAUGGUUGAAGACCUAUGGCCAGGACGAGAAGUGGAAGGAAAGAUUUAUUAACAAUCUAAAUGCUGAAUUUCCGACUGGUGAAUAUGAAAAUUGGGAGAGAUGCCGACCACUCUUUCCGCAUGUCAGAUCAGCGGUGACGCAUCGACCGAAAUCGCAAGACUCUCUACAAAAUUCGGCUGCAUUACUUUACAAGGGGGCAUGGUAUGCGCUCAAACAUGGCAAUAUCCCGGAUUCGCGGGAAAUGGCAUUGGUAUCGAGAAAGCAGAGAGUCAAGGCUUUAGGCGCGGAAGAUGAAAGAACACUUGAUAGUACUACGAUAUUAGCAGAUGUAUAUAGGCUUGAGGGCCGGUGGGAAGAGGCGGAGCAGCUCGGGGUGCAGGUUAUAGAGACUCGCAAGACGAAGCUCGGCGCCGAUCAUCCUGAUACGCUUACGAGUAUGGCCAAUCUGGCGUCGACAUUCUGGAACCAGGGCCGAUGGGAAGAGGCGGAGCAGCUCGGGGUGCAGGUCAUGGAGACUCUUAAGACGAAGCUCGGCGCCGACCAUCCUGAUACGCUUACGAGUAUGGCCAAUCUGGCGUCGACGUUCUCGAACCAGGGCCGAUGGGAAGAGGCGGAGCAGCUCGGGGUGCAGGUCAUGGAGACUCUUAAGACGAAGCUCGGCGCCGACCAUCCUGAUACGCUUACGAGUAUGGCCAAUCUGGCGUCGACAUUCUGGAACCAGGGCCGAUGGGAAGAGGCGGAGCAGCUCGGGGUGCAGGUCAUGGAGACUCUUAAGACGAAGCUCGGCGCCGACCAUCCUGAUACGCUUACGAGUAUGGCCAAUCUGGCGUCGACGUUCUCGAACCAGGGCCGGUGGGAAGAGGCGGAGCAGCUCGGGGUGCAGGUCAUGGAGACUCUUAAGACGAAGCUCGGCGCCGACCAUCCUGAUACGCUCAUGAGUAUGGCCAAUCUAGCAGUCACUUGGAAAUCUUUAGGCCGCGAUACCGACGCUAUUGAUUUGCUCACAGCUUGCGUAGAGAAGCAGCAACGAACCAUAGGUUCCACGCAUCCUGCCACUGUGGCGAAUUCCGACGCUCUCCUGGAGUGGUCAACUGAGGCACUGGAUAUUAACAUGUAA
Molecule: messenger RNA, 2379 nt
Organism: Penicillium canariense
Lineage: Eukaryota; Fungi; Ascomycota; Eurotiomycetes; Eurotiales; Aspergillaceae
Exons: 3
Coding region: 1-2379 (792 amino acids)
Cellular component (GO): kinesin complex
Molecular function (GO): protein binding
Source: RefSeq, a predicted model, not a curated record